Beauveria bassiana ARSEF 2860 is the source of this 1146-nucleotide messenger RNA. RefSeq lists its product as uncharacterized. The record is from RefSeq and is a predicted model, not a curated record. The coding region runs from base 1 to 1146 and encodes 381 amino acids. NCBI's taxonomy places the organism in Eukaryota, Fungi, Ascomycota, Sordariomycetes, Hypocreales, Cordycipitaceae. The transcript has 4 exons.
AUGGCCACGGCCACAAGUGAGCGCCUGAUGCGCAUUCAUCAGCUAGAUCAUAUCUAUCGCGAAGGGUUGCACCACGCCGAGCUGAUCAACCGUAACGAAUCAGAACGGAGAUUCUCACUGAAAGUGCUCGCUCUGCGUGAUGCGAACGCUGCCCUGGAGCAUCUAGUAUCCGAAAAGGAGCUUCAUAUAUUAUAUCUUGAGAAGACUUUACAGAAAAUGAAGUUGGAUUUAUCAGAGACCAAGCAGCGAUCCUCUCAACUAGAAUCCGGGCUACACAAUCAGCGAAGUGAAAUUCGAUUUCUCAAGGCCAACAUAGAGAAUAUGAACAGUUCUGUGAAGAUGUCCGCCGGCGCACUGCAUGACAACGUGACUCUGACUCGUGAACUGGACAGCCUUCGCCAGGAAUUGGAGCAGCUCAAGCUGCAGCUCGCCUCGCACGAAGCUACAGUUGCCUCGAAUGGAGAGCUGCGGCGUCGAAUCAACUCAUUGGAGGUCGAUUUAGAGAACGAAAUGCGCUCUAAACUCCGUGCUCAACAAAUGGACGACAAAGGUGUCAUCUCAGAUCUCCGCUCUAAGUUGCAGAAGUGCGAAAAUAAGCUCAAUACAGAAAAGGAAGAAAAUGAAAACCUGAAGCAAGAGCUUACGGACUCUCGCAGAGAAACAGAGCAUCAACAGGAGCAUUUGACCAUUAUGAGAUUGAAACACAAAGAAUUGCAAAGCACAUUGAAAGAUGCGCAAGCGGAUCUGCAACAGAGUCAGUGCGAGUUGUCCAAGGCCCGAGAAACAUCUACCGAUCUUACCAAAGAGCCUCACACAAAAGCACCAAAGGUCAGGCUCCCACGAGUCAUAAUGGAGCCCCCAAUCUCCACGGUCGAGACGUGCUUGGAUGACAUGGACAUUCAGACGCCUGGAAAUGAGAGCAUAUCGGACCUCAGGCAGCACCGACGAAGGGCACCAGAGCACGCCCGGCUCGGCGAAAAAUCAAAGUUCUCGAUAACUCCAUUCCUCAACAAGACCAAAGACGCCACAGAGUACCCGGGUCUUGAUUCGGACAAAUCGGCUUCUGAUGUCGACUCGGAGGCCAGCUCGGAGACCCAUGACAAGCUCUCGGAAACCAUCGACGUCUUCAAGGCAAAAUACUGCUAA